This is a messenger RNA of Zingiber officinale, 333 nucleotides long. Its product is annotated as E3 SUMO-protein ligase MMS21-like. The coding region runs from base 14 to 316 and encodes 100 amino acids. Gene Ontology annotation, cellular component: Smc5-Smc6 complex; nucleus. Lineage: Eukaryota; Viridiplantae; Streptophyta; Magnoliopsida; Zingiberales; Zingiberaceae. The record is from RefSeq and is a predicted model, not a curated record. Gene Ontology annotation, molecular function: SUMO ligase activity; zinc ion binding. Gene Ontology annotation, biological process: protein sumoylation; double-strand break repair via homologous recombination. The transcript has 3 exons.
AGAAGAUAUAGUCAUGACCAGUACCCAGAAUAACCUAUUAAAUACGAAGUGCCCUUUGACAGGAAAGCCUGUUACAGAAUUGCAAAAUCCUAUCCACUGCAUGGACUGCAAGCACAUUUAUGAGAAGGAACCAGUAAUCCACUACAUAAGCACAAAGAAACCACAUCCUCGAUGCCCAGUUGCAGGUUGUCCAAAAAUUCUCCAAGUUGGACGGGUUGUAUGCGAUGCCUUGCUUACAAUAGAAAUUGAUGAAAUGCGUUUGGCAUCAGCUACAAACAUAAAUUCAACAAUGGUAGAAGAUUUUUACAGAAGUUGACUGAAAAUGGCAACACU